GUGAGAAUGGCGGUUGAAGUGAGAUUGCCGGUGGCAAGGAAGCGAGUUACUGAAUCGGUGCAGUUAGACAAUACCCGGCACCUGGUAUCACCCGGGGACACCAUCACCACUGACACCGGGUUUAUGAGAGGUCAUGGAACUUAUAUGGAAGAUGAAAAGCUUUUAGCAUCAGUGGCCGGUGUGGUAGAGCAUGUGAACAAACUUGUAUGUGUCAGAGCCUUAAAAACCAGAUACAAUGGAGAGGUUGGAGAUGUUGUCGUUGGCCGCGUUACAGAGGUGCAGCAGAGGAGAUGGAAAGUGGAUACAAACUCCAGACUGGACUCCGUAUUGCUCCUUUCAGCUGUAAACCUUCCCGGAGGGGAACUGAGACGGAGGUCAGCAGAGGACGAGUUGGCAAUGAGGAGUUACCUGCAGGAAGGAGACUUGAUCAGCGCAGAGGUUCAGGCUGUAUACUCUGAUGGAGCUCUCUCAAUGCACACACGAAGUCUCAAGUAUGGCAAGCUUGGGCAAGGUGUCCUUGUUCAGGUUUCUCCUUCAUUGAUAAAAAGACGGAAAACUCACUUCCACAAUUUGCCCUGUGGAGCGUCAAUCAUUCUUGGGAACAACGGCUUUAUAUGGCUCUACCCUACUCUGGAGCAGACAGAAGAUGAAGCAGGGGGGUUUGUCACCAAUCUGGAGCCAAUCUCCUUAACUGAUCGAGAAGUGAUUUCGCGGCUACGGAACUGCAUUCUUGCCUUGGCUGCCCAGCAGAUGUUGUUGUACGAUACCAGCAUCCUCUACUGCUAUGAAGCUUCCAUGACGCACAUGAUCAAAGACAUACUGAAGAUUGAGGUUAUUGAAGAUAUAGUGCUGGAGACCAGGCAACGUCUUGUAGAACAGGAAAGCUAAAUCUUGGUUCUCGGUUCCAGGUUCCAUACCUAAUUCCAUGCAAGACCCAUUAGGCCAAGUGAAUAAUUACCUUCAGAUCUAAGAUAUACAUUUCUGGUGCAGACAUUUUCACUUGCUUUUCUGUGUAACAAUUCAACUGUUCCAUUUUUG
Messenger RNA from Pelobates fuscus (common spadefoot toad), 1038 nucleotides. RefSeq names its product exosome complex component RRP4-like. Gene Ontology annotation, biological process: TRAMP-dependent tRNA surveillance pathway; nuclear polyadenylation-dependent rRNA catabolic process; CUT catabolic process. Gene Ontology annotation, cellular component: cytoplasmic exosome (RNase complex); nuclear exosome (RNase complex). The record is from RefSeq and is a predicted model, not a curated record. NCBI's taxonomy places the organism in Eukaryota, Metazoa, Chordata, Amphibia, Anura, Pelobatidae. Bases 7 to 888 code for a protein of 293 amino acids. Gene Ontology annotation, molecular function: RNA binding. The transcript has a single exon.